GGGUUCCCUUUCAGCUCGGGGGCAACCUGUUCGCGGUCCCCGUUUUGCCCUAGUGGGGGGUCUAGGCGGGGCCCCUCCUCCAACGCUCUCCGCACCCCGCGAUCCCCCUUGUUUUUCCCCCGCUAAGGGCCAACCUUUCUCUUUCUCAAUUUUUUUUUUCUGAUUUUUUUCUCCAAACGCGAGUUUUUUCCUAUUUAAACGACGCCCCCUAGAGGAGACUAUUUCGUAAAUAGAGGAAAAAAAGAAAUUAAAAUUGGGGAAAAAAAGGAAAUAUUUUCUAUUUCUUCAUUUUCGAAGGGAAAGUUUCAUCCCUUUAGAUGUCUGUGAAGAGUUUUAAACGCUUUUAAAGGGGAAAAAAAUUGGUUUGAAAGCUCCCUUUCUUGCGAUUUUUAAAAGCACCUUUGAAGCAGGCAGUAUGUGUUUCUGGUUGCUGUCAGCAAAAUUUGUUUUAAAGCAGGAGUCUUUUUAAUAUGCAAAUUGAAUUACACUUGAAUUUGAAUUAAAUCGGGAGGGGUUGGCUGGAAAGCAGAUUUUUUUAAUGCCGAUUGUGUUUGGAAGUGAAAUGAAGUUGUAGGAAAACCUGAGCAGUUUCCAGAAAUGAUCAGUUUGGAGAAGCUGCUCGAUUUACUGAAGGAGGCAGCAGUGUGGGGACGAGAGCAUCCACAGGCAGCAUUGAGAAACAAAGCAACGGAGACGAAAAGGAGAACUUAGCAUCACUUAAUGCUGCCUGCAUGCUUCCAAACGACUCAAGCUGUAUACGUGAAAAUACAUCAGAUGUUACCGAAACACCCACUCAGAAACAAAGCAACGGAGAUGAAAAGGAGAUCUUAGUGCCACAUAGCACUACCUGCUCGCUUCCUACCUGCUCAGCUGAUAAAUCUGGAAAAACAACGGAUAUUACCGAAACACCGGAACGCUUAAAAAGGAGUCAGAAAAGCAUGAAGGCGGAAGGCUCGGAUUCUACAGCAUCCCAUUCUUUGCCAAGUGAGGACACUGCAACAAUGACCGAAGUGAAAGUGAAAACAGAGGUACCCGAUGAAUACGUUCAGGAAGUGGUCUGGCAGGAUGACGCCAAAGAUUCUAAGAAGAACCUGAAAGAUGAGGCCGGAGAAGUUCCAGCUGAGAUCUGCGUGGUGAUUGGCGGGGCCCGUAACCAGCAGACGCUUGGUAAGCUAGGAUCAUACGAAUGCGGGAUAUGUGGGAAAAAAUACAAGUAUUACAACUGCUUUCAGACCCAUGUGCGUGCACACACAGACACAGAAGCUGCCUCGGGCGAAGGAGCCUCCCCAGGCAACAAUUUUCGGUACACAUGUGAUAUCUGUGGGAAGAAGUACAAAUACUAUAGCUGUUUCCAGGAACACCGAGACCUCCAUGCUGUGGAUGACCCCUACGACCAAACGGUCAUAGCCAAGGACGAGGUGAAGGAAGAGGAGCCUGAGCCGUUUCAGAAGAUUGGUCCAAGUAUGACUUACCGAGUUUGCAACUUAAAAACUGGCAACUACACGUGUGAAUUCUGUGGCAAGCAGUACAAGUACUACACUCCCUACCAGGAGCACGUGGCACUUCACGCCCCGAUCAAAUAUUCUCGAUCUCCACUCUUCGUGGCAGUGAAGACAGAAGCGAGUCCAUCGGGCAAAAAAGCACCGGCCUCCAUUAUCCGCUGCUCCACCCUUUUCCACCGGACUCCCUCUGGUGUCCCGCCAGCGUCCCAGUCUCAGAUGUUUCGUACGCCAAAUUCUGGAUCCCCAGGAAGCAAAGCCACCACAGAAAGCACUUUCAGCCGAAGAAUGGAAAGUAAAACGCAAAACAACGUUGAAGAAACAAACAGCAGCUCCCAGAACUCGAGUGAAACCGCAAGUCCCCUGGUUUCAAAUCCUUUCCCGCUUUUGCAAAAGAACGGUCAGAGCCUCGACAGAAUCGGCAGCAACCAAGGUGGGAAAAUCCCCAAGCGCCAACAGGAACCCAUCAGGAUCCAUCAGGCGCCUGGGGCAGACCAUCUUAAUGGGUCCAGCACCCCUGCGGAGGAAAGAGGAAGCAAACCAUACACCUGUGGGGCCUGCGGAAUCCAAUUCCAGUUCUACAACAAUCUUCUGGAACACAUGCAAUCCCACGCUGCUGACAAUGAAAACAGCCUCGCCUCCAACCACCCCAGGUCACCUCCAGCAGUGGUGGAAGAAAAGUGGAAACCACACCUCCAAAGAAACAAUACUAACAACACAUCAGCUAGCAGCUCACUAACCAACAGUGCGAUCCCCGAGAAGGAGCGGCAGAACAUCGCCGAGAGGCUGCUACGAGUGAUGUGUGCUGACCUGGGGACGCUGAGCGUGGUGAGCGGCAAGGAGUUCAUCAAGCUGGCUCAAACCCUUGUUGACAGCGGUGCCCGCUACGGCGCAUUCUCAGUCACUGAGAUCCUGGGCAACUUCAACACGCUGGCUCUGAAGCAUUUGCCUCGGAUGUACAACCAGGUGAAGGUGAAGGUCACCUGUGCUCUGGGCAGCAAUGCUUGUUCGGGCAUAGGUGUCACAUGUCACUCCCAGAGCGUCGGCCCUGACUCGUGCUAUAUCCUGACUGCUUACCAGGCAGAAGGCAAUAGCAUCAAGAGCUAUGUUUUGGGGAUCAAGGGAGUGGAUAUUAGAGAUAACGGGGACUUGGUCCACCAUUGGGUGCAGAACGUGCUAUCUGAGUUUGUGAUGUCUGAGAUCAGAACGGUGUAUGUCACAGACUGCAAGGUGAGUUCCUCCGCUUUCUCCAAAGCAGGUAUGUGCCUGCGUUGCUCGGCGUGUGCCUUGAACUCGGUCGUGCAGAGUGUCCUGAACAAGCGAACUCUUCAGGCUCGCAACAUGCACGAAGUCAUUGAGUUGUUGAACGUGUGUGAGGAUCUGGCAGGUUCAACAGGGAUCUCUAAGGAGACUUUUGGCUCCCUUGAGGAGACAUCGCCCCCGCCCUGCUGGAAUUCCGUGACGGACUCCCUGCUGCUCGUUCACGAGCGCUACGAGCAGAUUUGCGAGUUCUACAGCAGAGCCAAGAAGAUGAAUCUCAUCCAGAACCUUAACAAGCACUUGCUCAGCAACCUGGCCGCCAUUUUGGCUCCGGUAAAGCAAGCCGUCAUCGAACUAAGCAACGAGAGUCGGCCCACCUUACAGCUGGUGUUGCCCACAUACGUGAAAUUGGAGAAGCUCUUCACAUCCAAAGCCAAUGACGCGGGCAUCGUCAGCAAACUGUGCCACCUCUUUCUGGAGGCCUUGAAGGAAAACUUCAAGGUCCACUCGGCGCACAAAGUUGCCAUGAUCCUGGAUCCACAGCAGAAGUUGCGCCCGGUCCCACCAUAUCAGCACGAGGAGAUCAUUGGCAAGGUCUGUGAGCUGAUCCAUGAAGUCAAAGAGUCUUGGGCAGAGGAGCCAGAGUUUGAGCCUUCCACCAAAAAACCACGGACCUCAAGCGAAAGCUCACCAACUCAGGAAGAUGACCGAUCGGGCAAAAGCGAAGUCUACGACUACCUGCAGGAGCCCCUCUUCCAAGCUACACCUGAUCUCUUGCAGUACUGGUCCUGCGUUACUCAGAAGCAUACAAAACUAGCCAAGUUGGCCUUUUGGCUCCUAGCAGUGCCCGCUGUGGGUGCCAGAAGCAAUUGUGUAAAUAUGUGCGAGCAGGCCCUCUUGAUCAAGAGGAGACGGCUGCUCAGUCCAGAAGAUAUGAACAAACUCAUGUUCUUGAAGUCCAACAUGCUUUAAAACUCAAUAGGAGGGAGGGGGAGGGAGGGAGGGAGAUGGGGGGAAAGUUACCUUCCUACACAACCCUCUACACAUACAAAACACUGUCCCAAACAAAGAAUCCAAUUUAAGUUCUAAACACUGUGGACCUCAUUUCUGAUUGCCCUGGGAAACAAAAUUGCUUUUUAUAUAUAUUAUAUAUAUUUAAUGUGUAUAUAAAAAGCUAGGAUGGAAAGGAUGCUGGGUGUGUACCAGAGCCACACCUCUGCUAAGAACACACUCCUUCCUUGAGAGAGUGUGUGCGUGCGUGUGUGAACUUGAUAAACAUACUUACACUGGGGAGGGGGGCAGACCUAUUGGAUGCUUACACUCUGACGUCUUCAGGCAGCUGAGUUCUAGUGACUUGAAUUGUUGUUGGUUUUUCUCUUUCUCCUUCCAUGCUGUUCUGUUUCGCACAUACACACACACCCCUUCCCAACCAUCUCAUGGGCCCUCUUGCCAGGAAGACUCACACCUGCUUUCCUAGAUCCACACUGGACUUUGCUCCUAAGAUAACUGUAUACCAUGAAGGUGUUCUGUCUCAGCCUUUGGAACAUAACAGUGCAAGUUCACAAGGGCAGCUGUGUUUCCAAAACACCCAUUAUCUCUAGUAAUCAGGAAGGGAGACUUGAAGGAAUCGUUUAAAUUAUUAUUAUUAAGAGCGUUUUUUUAAAAAAAGAAAGAAAAAUAACUAUUCUGUCUCUCAUUUUCUGAGUUAAAUAGCUAGCAAUUUUGCCUUUUGAAAAGAUGUUAAGUUAGACCUGAGAGAAUUUAUUGUGGCAAAGAAUGUCUGUAACAAAUUUGGGGUUUUUUUUUCCUAUAGGUGUUUCUAUUUUUUUAUACAUACAAUAUGACCUCCUCCCUUCCCAAAUAAGAUUUCCGGAUACACGGGCUCCUUGCACUGAUACAUCACAAAAGGUCUCUGUGCAGAUUCUAGCGCUGAGAGAGAGACAGAGAGGGAGAUGGUGCAUUGGUUCAGGAUUCUUGCUCGUGGUGAGAUACCAUCAUCAGUUGACCUACACCUGAGUUUGUCAGAACCCCUUUCUUUCUCUGCCCUCUCCAAAAUUACUGUGAGAUUAAGACUGGUCACGCAUCUAUGCCAUGAGCCUUCCCUCUAGGACACAGGUGUCAAACUUGCGCCCCUCCAGAUGUUAUGGACUACAGUUCCCAUCAUGCUGGCAGGGGAUGAUGGGAACUGUAGUCCAUAACAUCUGGAGGGCUGCGAGUUUGACACCUAUGCUCUAGGAUAUCCACAUUUAAAGCAAUAGUUGACCUUGGUGCAGUGUAUUGUCCUUUAUGGAAAUGCUGGUUUUGCUGAUAUUGGGCAGAAGGUAAGAUGAACCUGUAGGCGAAUGCUUACAUAGACCUGCUUGCUUCUGCCAGCUGUCUUGUCACUGAAUGUGUCCAUUUCCUUUCUAUCGUGUAAGUGUGUAGACAGACGGGUGGUUUAAUCCUGACUUCGACAGCUCCUCAGCCAAUCACAAUUACUGUAAAACCUUACAGGGGAUGCUUUGGCAACCAAAGCAGUCACCAUCCAGUCACCUCUUCCUGCCUGGGCUGGGCCGGGCCGGGCCAGAAAGAUAUCCAUGGGAAAAGGUCUCAUCUUGUAGUAUGGAGCCAUUUCUGCUCUGAUUCUUUUCCAGAGCAAUUGGAAGUUUAGUACAAAGUGAGUCUGUGCUUCUCUUUCAUCUCCAGACUCAUGUACCUGUUUGUCCCCUUCCCUGUAGUACCUGCUGAGUUCUGACAGCUUUAUGGGAGGUGGUACAUUGUGGCGCAGCUGUGGACAGGGCUUGCAAUUGACAUGCACGCAUGCCCUGUAGGCAACAGUUGGAUGAGUCAGUUUGGUAGCCUCUUGUGCAUCGAUAUUGCAGGUGUAGGUUUGGGGAGGGGGGAUUAGGGUGAAAAGAUGAUGCACAUAGCUUGGCCUGCUGUCACCUGGCACUAGCACCUAUGGUGACAGAGGUACAAUCUUCUCAGAGCCUCAGUCUGGAUUGUCACAGUCUUGUAGUGGCUCCCUCUGAAUCAGACACCAAAUCAGACUCAUUGCCACAAGGGCCUCUUCAAACUACACCCUCAGCAGUGGCGUAGUGGUUAAGAGCAGGUGUACUCUAAUCUGGAGGAACUGGGUUUGAUUCCCUGCUCUGCCGCCUGAGCUGUGGAGGCUUAUCUGGGGAAUUCAGAUUAGCCUGUGCACUCC
Sphaerodactylus townsendi is the source of this 5946-nucleotide messenger RNA. It is a transcript of the gene ZNF618, whose product is annotated as zinc finger protein 618. The transcript is spliced from 17 exons. Gene Ontology annotation, molecular function: protein dimerization activity. Bases 732 to 3731 code for a protein of 999 amino acids. The record is from RefSeq and is a predicted model, not a curated record. Lineage: Eukaryota; Metazoa; Chordata; Lepidosauria; Squamata; Sphaerodactylidae.